AAUAUUGUUGGUUCCUUAGUUAAGUGAUAAGGGGGGGGGGGAGCAGAGUGAUUAAGCCUAGGGGCGCCAAAACGGUAAAUUCGCCACUGCUUAUACUUAAUAAAUCAAACGAGAGUAAUACUCGAGUUUUACGAGAACUUUUGAUUUUGGAAAAAAAUUUAAACCCGAUUAGUAUAAUGACUGAUUUUGAACAAGGUCUAAUUGAUGCAUUUACUAAUGUUUUUCCUGGUACACAAAUAAGAGGUUGUUGUUUUCAUUUUGGUCAAUGUUUAUGGCGAAAAAUAAAAAACCUUCCAGAAAUACGUCAAAAAUAUAUGAAUGAUGCAGACCUUAGCUUGAAAAUAAAACAGCUAAUGGCUUUAGCUUUUGUUCCAGUGCCACAUGUAGUGGAUAAAUUUGAUAAAUUAAUAUCUCAACAGCUUUUUGCAGUCAAUGAAGAUUUAUUAAUCCAUUUAAUUGAUUAUUUUGAAGAGACUUGGAUUGGGAGACCAACUCGAAGAAAUAUACGAUGAACUCCAAUAUUUGAUUUUAAAUUGUGGAACCAAUACGAUGCAACACAAGCAGGUUUACUAAAAACAAACAGUAAUAUUGAAGGUUGGCAUAGAGAAUUUUCGUCUUUGUUAGUUCAGUCUCAUCCUACUAUAUAGCGACUUAUAGAAGUUCUUAAAAAAGAACAACAUUUAACUAUAGUAAAAAUUAAUCAAUUUAUUGCUGUACAGGAACCUCCAGCAAAAAAGAAAAAAAUAUCGAGACAGGGCCCCCACAAGGGGAGAGGCUGAUGGACCUUGAGUACAGGAGCUCAGCUAUUUUAAGGGC
Sipha flava (yellow sugarcane aphid) is the source of this 816-nucleotide messenger RNA. RefSeq lists its product as uncharacterized. The transcript has a single exon. Lineage: Eukaryota; Metazoa; Arthropoda; Insecta; Hemiptera; Aphididae. Gene Ontology annotation, biological process: DNA transposition. Bases 177 to 512 code for a protein of 111 amino acids. Gene Ontology annotation, molecular function: transposase activity; DNA binding. The record is from RefSeq and is a predicted model, not a curated record.